AUGACGACCUAUGGGUCGGAUGCAUACAAUGCAUCGUAUGCGCAGUUUGGCAAAAUGUCGGCAGAGGAUAUGGACUUCCGGGAUGCCGCGCUCAGCAACAUUACUCCCAGCUCGCCUGUACACAGGACGUGGAACUCCAGGGAUGAGAUGUUAGCUUCCAAGUCAGCCAGGCAGCGUGUGGCAGUGGAUGACUUGCAGCUGCGCAGCAUCCAAUGUGUGAGAGUUGCGCGGAUCGUGGGAGGGACCGGCGAGGAAGAGGAAGGCGAGAUUCAGCUGUCUCUUCGCCGAUUCACCCCCCAGGGGCUCAGCGAACCACCAGUGAUAGUUUUCUUCCAUGGUGAGAGCUACGUCGCUGGCGAUCUGGAUACUCAUGCAUGGAUGUGCGAAUCAUUGGCUGUUCUGUCCCGGGCCUCGGUUGUGUCGGUAGCGUACCGGCAACCGCCUGAAGUGCGCUUCCCGGGAGCCUUCAAUGACUCCUUCGGGGCGAUCUGUUGGGUCGCCGAAGGCGGCCUGGGCUACGCGCCUCCCUUCUUGGCCCUUGCGGGCGACGCAGCUGGGGGAGGACUUGCGGCAGCCUGCGCGCUGCGGGCAGCUGUGGAUGGACCUAGAAUAGCUCUGCAGGUGCUCUUCUAUCCGUGGCUGGAUGUGAGGCCGACCAGCCAAUCCAUGCUCAACUUCGAGGAGACGAACGACCUCCACCUCAUGAUGCAGGAGGAACUAGCUUUUGCCAGCGAGGUGUACGGCCCGAAAGUUGACAUCCCCGAAGAUGAGGACGAGGAGGAAGAGGAGGACGACGAGCCGAAAGUCUUAGACUGGAUGAAGGCAAGAGAAGCCUCGCCACUCCUUGCGGAGUCCCUGCGGCCCAUGCCGCGCACUUUCUUGGCAUAUGCAGCGGACGACAUGCUGGCGCCGGAUUGCCGGGCCUUUGCAGCCCGCCUGCGGGCAGAGGUGGGUGCAGAGGCCGGGCAGCCAAUAGGGUUUAGUGUCACAAAAGGGUUUAGGGCUUGUAAGGUUUAG
Messenger RNA from Symbiodinium natans, 1017 nucleotides. The record is from the annotation of a GenBank genome assembly. Lineage: Eukaryota; Dinophyceae; Suessiales; Symbiodiniaceae.